UUAAGAGGUAACAAAUUGCAAUGUAACUGUGGUGUAAAAUGGUUACGACUCAUGAUAGAUAGAUCAUCCAGUAUUUUACAGACUACUAAUAUCAAAUGUAUAGAAACGUCAACUGGUCAGACAGUAUCAUUAACAUCUGUCAAAUUCGAUGACUGCUAUAUUCCGGAAGUCGAGAUAGAGAAGGACAAAUAUACAGUGAAUGAAGGUGAUGAUUUGACAGUUGAGUGUAAAGUAUAUGGUGCACCACUACCAGCUGCUAGCUGGAACACCACGGAACUUCAGUCCAUGUCGUCAUUUAAUAAUACAGCUAAUGGUGCUCUGUUAAAAAUAUUAGAUAUUUCUGUUGAAGAUCAUGGGGAUCCAAUUCCUUGUAGCGGUGAAAAUAUUGUGGCCGAAGUUUCCAAAAGCUUCGUGUUACUUGUCAAUCAUGCUCCAGUAAUAAAGAGGUUAGAACAUAUUUCUGACUGUUUUGAUCACAGGUGUUUACUAUUUGAGGCACAUGGAUGGCCUGAACCCCAGAUUCAAUGGUUACAUAAUGGUAAUCCGGUAAAGACAAGACAGCAGAUAAGGAGCGAUAUUAGUAAAGAAGAUUAUGGAGUUAUUAAAGGAAUGCUUAAAUUCAAGAUGUUUAAUCCAACACAAUUUGGCCUGUACACAUUAGUGGUAUCAAAUAAAUACGGAUCCACUAAACAAGACUUUCAAAUGUAUUAUUUUAUAUUUACAGACAAAUCUACUAUAUAUAAUAAAGAUGAUUUAUCUGGUCUAACAUUUGAUCCUAAAGCCCAUAUUCGACAGACGGGUCGGACUGGUAAGACAGGGCAUACGCAGGUACAGGAACCUGAUGAUGAUAUUAACAUAGUAUGGCCUAUAGCAAUCGGAAUAUCAGUUGUGAUAAUAACAAUGGUAAUAGCAGUUGUAAUAUUCAUUAAACGCAGUAAACGCAACAGUUCAGCAUCCUCUACGAGAGGCCACACCUUUAAACGUAAUGGUAUAGUACCACGAGAAGCAGUACCAUUAAAUUCAAUCAUGGUAGAGAAUCCCAACUAUACCAAAAAGUCUUCCAGAAAUCGUACUGACUCAGCAGCAAUAAGAAAUAUAGACCUUAAAAACAUUACCUUUAUAAGAAGCUUAGGUGAAGGAGCGUUCGGUCGAGUGUACCUAGCAACAUGCUAUGGUUUAUUAGCAGAAGAUGAUGUGACAAUGGUGGCCAUCAAAAUGUUAAAAAAUGCCAGCAUUGAGUCAAUAAAAAAGGAUUUUGAAAGAGAAGCUGAAUUGUUGACCAAUCUACAACAUCAUCACAUUGUCAAAUUUUAUGGUGUCAGUGUUGAUGGUGAUGAAAUGCUGAUGAUAUUUGAGUAUAUGAUGAAUGGUGAUCUCAAUAAUUAUAUUCGGUGCCACGGGCCAGAUGCUUCUAUUAUUUCGUCUAACAGGUCCAAUGACUCAUCUGGUGAGGAAAUACUGAUGCCAGCGCAACUCUUACAUAUAUCAAAUCAAAUAGCUAUGGGGAUGGAAUAUCUUGCUUCACAACAUUUUGUACACAGAGAUUUAGCAACUAGAAAUUGUUUAGUUGGUGAGAAGUUGUUAGUGAAGAUCGGAGAUUUUGGAAUGUCGAGAGAUAUUUAUAGUACAGAUUAUUAUCGGGUCGGUGGAACCGCCAUGUUGCCUAUCAGAUGGAUGCCUCCAGAAAGCAUGUUGUAUCGAACAUUUACCAUAGAAUCCGAUGUAUGGAGUUUUGGUGUUGUAUUAUGGGAAAUAUUCACAUAUGGUAAACAACCAUGGUAUGAACUAUCAAACAUGGAGGUUAUUCAAUAUAUAAAGAACGGCCAUAUUUUAGAAAGACCACGUGAUUGUCCAGAGGAAGUGUAUAAAGUGAUGUUAUGUUGUUGGAAAACUCAGCCACACGAUCGAAUGCCAAUGAAAGAGAUACACAGACAUUUAGACAGUUUAUGCCUCUCACAACCAAAUUAUAUUGAUGUCAUUGCUUAA
Molecule: messenger RNA, 1986 nt
Organism: Lottia gigantea (owl limpet)
Lineage: Eukaryota; Metazoa; Mollusca; Gastropoda; Lottiidae
Exons: 9
Biological process (GO): regulation of phosphatidylinositol 3-kinase/protein kinase B signal transduction; multicellular organism development; positive regulation of kinase activity
Cellular component (GO): signaling receptor complex; membrane; axon
Molecular function (GO): transmembrane receptor protein tyrosine kinase activity; ATP binding; neurotrophin binding
Source: RefSeq, a predicted model, not a curated record